AUGCAAAUUACCUCUGACCCAUGGCUCCCUGUUCUUGACAGACCAACACCAAACCCGGUUGUUCAGGGGUUGGAAAACUUCACCGUUAGCAGCCUUUUCCAAGCUAAUAAUCGAAGUUGGGAUGUCGACGUUGUGCAAGAUCUUUUCUCUCCUGAAGACGCUGCUCUCAUUCUUGGUAUACCUCUAAUUGCUUCGGCUAUUGAUGACUCGUGGUAUUGGGUUGCUGAGAAGAAUGGUUUCUACUCCGUUCGUAGUGCUUACAACAUGUUGCAUAGCAUGAAGUUCACACCAGAUUUUUCACCUUCCAAUGGUCUAUGGAAGAUUUUGUGGUCUCUCAAAGUGCCUCCCAAAGCCAAGGAUCUUGUUUGGAGGGCGACUUCAAAUUGUCUUGCUACUAAGUCAAAUCUGUGUAUCAAGAAGGUUUUAACUGAAAAUCUUUGUCCAUUCUGUGGCAUCUUUGCUGAGACUGAAUGCCACCUUUUUGUGUCUUGUAAUUUUGCUUGGGCUUGUUGGAAUUACGCUGGUUUAGCUACUACCAGUAGAGAUGCAACCUCACUUCAGCUGUGGUUGUUGGACACUUUUCAGCUGGUUCGUACUGUGAAGGAUGUGGUUUCAUUUGCUACAGCAAGUCUUGAUCAAUGGUUGAAAGCUCAAGGAAAGGGUAACAUUCCUUUAUUGUCUCCUCUCAAAGAUGGAGAUGGUUUGGAGCUUUGUGUUAAACCGGUUUCAGGUAUCAAGCUUAAUGUAGAUGCUGCCAUUUUUGAGCAUUCUUCAAAGCAUGGGUUCGACUGUGUUGUGAGGAACACAGUGGGAGAGUUAGUUGCUGCCUUUGCUGGGUUAAAGUUUGGGAGAGUGUCACCCGAACUGGCUGAGAUCAUGGGCGUUAGGGAGGCCCUGAGUUGGCUGAAAAAUCACGCCCAUUCCCACGCAAUUGUUAAAACUGAUAGCUUGGUUUGUGCUGGAGCUGUCCGUAGUGCUGAGGUUUUUGCUUCAGCUUUCGGCCCAGUGGUAGAAGAUUGCAAGACCCUUCUCCAUAGUAUGAGUAAUGUUUCUUUAGUUUUUGUUAAGCGUUCUGCGAAUUGUGCUGCGCACUAUGUUGCUCGGCACUCUGUGUAUUUAGCUGAGCGUAUGUUUUCCAUUAACAGUGUUUUUUUGGACUUGUUGUCUAUCCUUAUGAGCGAUUGCUCGAAUCAUUAA
Cannabis sativa is the source of this 1197-nucleotide messenger RNA. RefSeq lists its product as uncharacterized. The transcript is spliced from 2 exons. The record is from RefSeq and is a predicted model, not a curated record. Gene Ontology annotation, molecular function: nucleic acid binding; RNA-DNA hybrid ribonuclease activity. Bases 1 to 1197 code for a protein of 398 amino acids. NCBI's taxonomy places the organism in Eukaryota, Viridiplantae, Streptophyta, Magnoliopsida, Rosales, Cannabaceae.